Messenger RNA from Magnolia sinica, 3849 nucleotides. Its product is annotated as phosphoenolpyruvate carboxylase 4-like. Gene Ontology annotation, molecular function: phosphoenolpyruvate carboxylase activity. The transcript is spliced from 20 exons. The record is from RefSeq and is a predicted model, not a curated record. Gene Ontology annotation, biological process: carbon fixation; tricarboxylic acid cycle. Gene Ontology annotation, cellular component: cytosol. NCBI's taxonomy places the organism in Eukaryota, Viridiplantae, Streptophyta, Magnoliopsida, Magnoliales, Magnoliaceae. The coding region runs from base 44 to 3271 and encodes 1075 amino acids.
UCUCUCUCUCUCUCUCUCUCUCUCUCUCUCUCUCUCUCCUACCAUGACAGACACUACAGAUGAUAUUGCAGAGGGGAUCACAUUCCAGUCAUUCGAGGACGAUUGCCGGCUGCUCGGGAGCCUCCUCAACGAAGUCCUCCAUCGAGAGGUCGGCCACAAAUUCAUGGAGGAAACCGAAAAGAAGCGAAUCCUCGCGCAGAGUGCUUACAAUAUGCGAUUGGCCGGAAUCGAGAAAACAGCUGAGUUGCUUGAGAAGCAGCUGGUAUCAGAGAUAUCAAAGCUGACGCUUGAAGAAGCCUUGACAUUGGCUCGUGCCUUCAGUCAUUACCUCAACCUCACGGGCAUUGCAGAGACCCAUCACAGGGUUGGUAAAACAAGCAACACUAGCCAUUUAUCCAGAUCUUGUGAUGACGUAUUCAAUCGUUUGAUACAAAGUGGAGUUUCUCCAGAUGAGCUUUAUAACACCGUCUGUAAGCAGGAGGUUGAAAUUGUUUUAACUGCACAUCCUACACAAAUAAACAGGCGCACCCUACAAUAUAAGCAUAUCAGAAUCGCACAUCUUCUGGAGCAUAAUGAUCGGCCUGAUCUUAGCCAUGAAGAUAGAGAGAUGCUGAUUGAUGAUCUGGUCAGAGAGAUAACUUCAAUAUGGCAGACUGAUGAGUUGAGGCGUCACAAGCCUACUCCAGUCGAUGAAGCAAGGGCAGGUUUGCAUAUUGUGGAGCAGUCCCUUUGGAAAGCUGUGCCUCAUUACUUGCGUCGUCUCAACACUGCUCUGAAAAAGCACACUGGACGACCACUUCCAUUGUCUACCACACCAAUAAAAUUUGGCUCAUGGAUGGGAGGUGAUAGAGAUGGAAAUCCUAAUGUAACAGCAAAAGUCACAAAGGAUGUUUCUCUUUUAUCACGGUGGAUGGCAAUUGAUCUUUAUAUUCGAGAAGUCGACAACCUCAGAUUCGAAUUUUCCAUGAAUAGGUGCAGUGAUAGGCUGGCAAAACUUGCACAUGAAAUUCUACUUAAAGAAAAUGAAUCUCUGGAUCGGAAUCAGGAGAAUUGGAACCAACCAACAAAUAGAAAUCACUCAAAGCCUUACAACCAACAAUCUUCAGCCUUGCCAACACAACUUCCUGCCGGUGCAUAUUUUCCAGAUUGCACAGACUACAAGGAUGGAGAAUCUCAAUAUUCCAUGCUUGAAUUUCCUGGCACUGAUUACACGACACAUGCUCACCAGGAUGUUGAAGGUUCUUUGAGUUCAGUUUCUUCAUCACAAGAUUCCACUCAAAAAUUCUGCAAAAGAUUUGGAAAUGGAAAUCUAGCUACGGGCAGCAAAUCCUUUAAGGUUCCUACCAAAUCUCAGUUUACCGCAACAGGAUCUCCAUCAGUGCCAGCACCUGCUCGGUGUAAUUCUUUUAGCUCCAGUCAACUCCUUGCUCAAAGGAAAAAAUUCGCAGAAUCUCAAAUAGGAAGAACGAGCUUCCAGAAGCUUCUAGAGCCAACUCAACAUCCCGGAAUUGCUUCUUAUAGAGUUGUUCUUGGGGACGUAAAAGAAAAGCUCUUGAAGACACGGAAGCGACUGGAACUUCUCCUUGAGAAUCUUCCAUGCGAUUAUGAUCCUUCAGAGUACUAUGAAACACCAGAUCAACUGGCAGAACCGCUACUCCUUUGCUAUGAAUCUCUGCAAUCAUGUGGAUCCGGCAUUCUUGCUGACGGACGGCUUGCGGAUCUGAUCCGAAGGGUUGCCACCUUCGGAAUGAUAUUAAUGAAGCUUGAUUUGCGUCAGGAAUCUGGCAGGCAUGCUGAAGCACUGGAUUCAGUCACUAAAUACUUAGACAUGGGUGUAUUUAGCGAAUGGGAUGAAGAAAGAAAACUGGAAUUUCUUACUAGAGAGCUCAAAAACAAGAGGCCACUAGUUCCUCAAUCCAUAGAGGUAGCUCCUGAUGUGAAGGAGGUCCUGGAUUCCUUCCGUGUCGCUGCUGAACUAGGGAGCGAUGCGCUUGGGGCAUAUGUCAUUUCCAUGGCCUCAAAUGCAAGCGAUGUUCUUGCUGUGGAGUUGUUCCAGAAAGAUGCCCGGCUUUCUGUUAGUGGGGAGCUCGGGAGACCGUGUCCUGGUGGAACCUUGCGAGUGGUUCCCUUAUUCGAAACGGUGAAGGACUUGAGAGCGGCCGGUUCAGUGAUCAGGAAGUUGUUGUCCAUUGAUUGGUAUCGGGAGCACAUCAUAAAGAACCACAAUGGAAAGCAAGAGGUCAUGGUUGGGUAUUCUGAUUCAGGUAAAGAUGCUGGCCGCUUUUCUGCAGCAUGGGAGCUCUACAAAGCGCAAGAGGAUGUUGUAGCUGCCUGUAACGAGUAUGGCAUUAAAGUUACGCUGUUUCACGGGCGUGGAGGGAGUAUCGGUCGUGGUGGCGGGCCUACUUAUCUUGCCAUACAGUCACAACCUCCUGGUUCUGUUAUGGGAACGCUCCGCUCAACAGAGCAAGGUGAGAUGGUGCAGGCCAAGUUUGGGCUGCCCAAGAUGGCGGUGAGGCAGCUAGAGAUCUACACAACAGCCGUCCUGCUCGCAACAGUACGUCCCCCGAUCCCACCGAGGGAAGAGAGAUGGCGUGACGUGAUGGAUGAGAUCUCUAAGAUCAGCUGCAACAGCUACAGGAGCACAGUCUACGACAACCCAGAGUUCCUGCACUAUUUCCAUGAGGCGACCCCACAGGCCGAGCUUGGAUACCUCAACAUUGGAAGUCGUCCCACAAGACGGAAGAGCACGGUGGGCAUCGGGCACCUCCGGGCCAUACCAUGGGUGUUCGCGUGGACCCAGACGCGGUUUGUGCUACCUGCAUGGCUUGGAGUGGGGGCCGGCCUCAAGGGUGCAUGUGAAAAAGGAUACAAAGAGGACUUGCAAGCAAUGUACAAGGAAUGGCCGUUCUUUCAGUCCACCAUAGACCUUAUAGAGAUGGUGCUCGGCAAGGCCAACAUUCCCAUAGCAAGGCACUAUGAUGAAGUUCUAGUGUCAGAAACGAGGAUGGAGCUCGGAGCAGCGCUAAGGAGUGAGCUCUUGACGACGGAGAAGUACAUACUGGUGGUUAGCGGGCAUGAGAAGCUAUUGGAAAAUAACCGAAGCUUGAAGCGACUGAUUGACAGUAGACUACCGAAUCUUAAUCCAAUAAACAUGUUACAGGUAGAGAUACUGAAGAGGCUGAGGAAGGAUGACGACAACAAGAAGCUUAGAGAUGCAUUGCUCAUCACCAUCAAUGGUAUAGCUGCAGGCAUGAGGAAUACAGGUUGAUUUAUUAACUAGCCUUUUUCUUGGGUGAGCUGAAAGAACAGCUCAUGCAUUAUAUAGCCAAGAACCAGUAUGAAUUCUUCUUGCAAUGGGUCCAGGUGGGCCGCCUGAUCAUGUUAGGCCAUUGGAUAGAUGGUCCUGCUAUUUUGUUUUGCAUGGACCCACCGUCACCGUGGUUGGAUGAUCAUAGCCAUCCAAUAAGAGAUUGCAUCCAUUUUGAAUGCACGUUAACCGGGUGGCUGUGAUCAUCCGGGGCCAUGAGCAAUCAGUGAUCCCUUCCUAUCCAAAAGCAGUAAAUGAUCAUAUGUUGCCCAACUGGGUCCAAUAGAGAAACUCAUACUCUAUGCAGAAGAAUUCUUACUGGAUCAUCUUCAUAGUAUAUAUUUGUUACAAGGAGUGUCAUUGUGUGGGAUUGAACCAUCACAGACUCUCCUUAAACACAGAUUUAUUUAAUGAGUUAAAAGGGUGUUUGGGUUAUUUCUGUGAUUGAGAAGAGGGUGUUGAUGUCACUGGAAAAGACAGAUGUUUGAUUUCCAUGCAAUCAAGGAAGAGAGAUUUUCUUCAACAGCUUGUAUUACAAC